This is a messenger RNA of Suillus subalutaceus, 1617 nucleotides long. RefSeq lists its product as uncharacterized. The record is from RefSeq and is a predicted model, not a curated record. Lineage: Eukaryota; Fungi; Basidiomycota; Agaricomycetes; Boletales; Suillaceae. Bases 1 to 1179 code for a protein of 392 amino acids. The transcript is spliced from 4 exons.
AUGCUCACACUUGGACCUGGUUCUGUCUGUGAUGUGUGCGCAGAAGAGUACAGUCCACACCGUGUUCCUCAUUCUGUUCCGUGUGGUCACGUCCUCUGCUGGGGCUGCUGCCAUAAAAUUGUAGAAAAGACAUUGCCUCAUCUUCAAGCUGCCUGUCCUUUCUGUUCCGAUCAUUUCACUAGCGACGAUGUGCGAUUGAUCCGCAUCGGCUUUCCAGACAGUGGACGGGUCACUUCUCGGCGGCGAGGCGGCCUCUCCCCAUCACGAAGGGAAGGCCGAUUUCCCCUCAUCGAGCCGGAUGUCCCGCGUACACGCACAGAGACCCGUAGGCUGGAGGACAAAGUGGCCAGGGUGGCCGCUAGAAAAUGCUCGGUGGAAGAGGUUUCGACUCUACACAACGAGCUACAAGACUGGUUGACUCAUGACGAAAAAUCUCACGACCAGCUUUCUUCUUUAUCCUUGUGUGCUGCACUGCUCAGGGCAAUUUUGAUGAAUCACAUCGCUCAUUCGGAAGCUACGAAAAUAGCGAAGGGAGUCGAGGCUACCCUAAGAGAGAAGCUAGACAACAUGGAAUUGAAUAUCAGCAAGCUAGAAGCCGACCUAAGACAGUGCCAAACCUUUCAUACCCAAAAAGUGCAAGAAUGUCAGGUUCUUCGAGCAGAACUUAGCCGUUAUACUCUAAAGUCUACUUCCGCUCAGGCUGCAGCGUCACCUGCCCGAUCCAGUACCGCCGCUCCAACUGGAUUAAGCGAGCGGCGCCAAUCAGUUUCUUCAUCAGCGGCAUCCACGUACAACGUACCAGCUAUGCCAUCCAUGCUCUCGCGCUUCGCAGCUACUCAUUCUCGAAGUGCCUCCGCAUCUGUGUCAGGAGGGUCGAGACCAACGACCCCCGCACGCACGACGGCACCACCGAUUAGGUCCGAGACCACAACGCAACCGUCAACGCUACUGUCAUCUCACUUGCAUUCUACGUCACCCAUUCCCCCUUCAAGACCGCGAACAAUCUCUAUCUCCGCAACGUCACCCCAAAAAACAACUCGUUUGCGCUCCGAUGAAGGGGUGAGCGAGCGAGAACAAAUUCACGAACGUUGGUUGCCAUCGCCAAACGUGGCAUCAACCAGGCUGGCAGGCAAGCCUGUCAACGCUCCCGGCCGUACUCGCUAUCUAGACCAUGUCUAAUUCGUCAGUCUGCACCAAAGCAAAGAGUCAAGGAACCACAGUUGAUCAUCCUGUGAGGCCAUUUUUCAGAAGUCGGAUUCCGGGUAGAGAUCUGACACCCCAGAUCCACACGUUUGUGGCAUGAUUCAUAAGACACAUCUUCCACGGCCCUGCGUUGUGAAGAAGUCCUGAGGCUGAAUCAAAUGAUCUCUUUCUUUGAAGGCGCGGGUCCCGGGCGCAUUGAUCCGAUAUUGACUGAAGGUUCGGAGAAUCUGGAGGCAAAAAUGCGUAUCCGCACACUGAUUACCCGGAACGCUUGCGAUGCUUUGCAGUGCUUGGCGAAUCCAGGGUAUGCUGGACCGGUGACUUGUCCAUACCAAUGAAACUGGUCACAAGUCUAGUCUCGACUAGUUUCUCGAUAAAGCACCAACUGUGCACCCCGAUCAUCGCACUUAUCAC